Molecule: messenger RNA, 1371 nt
Organism: Aureobasidium vineae
Lineage: Eukaryota; Fungi; Ascomycota; Dothideomycetes; Dothideales; Saccotheciaceae
Source: the annotation of a GenBank genome assembly
AUGGACGCGGAACGCGCUUUGCCCGAGAAGAGGAACCCUCUGGUCGAGGAGAAACACACUCCGCAAAUUGAGAUUUUGGUUGAAAGACGUCGAUUGGGACAGACGGAGCUCACAGUCAAGGCUGGUCAAAUCGGCACUUCCAAUGCGACAAAGCCCUCCAACCUGGGCAUGUUCGACUACGCCCACUUGCGCGUACCUCUUCCCAAGGACUUGCAAGGAAGCGGCAUCUUCGCCCCGUCGCGCCGCAAUCAUAUUGCCAGNAGACGCUCCACCGACGGUUACAUUAGCGCAACCGGCAUGUACAAGGCCGCUUUCCCCUGGUCAUCGCUCGAGGAGGAGGAAAUUGAGAAGAAGUACAUCAAGUCGCUCUCCGAGACCGACAGCGAGGAGAUUGCUGGCAACGUGUGGAUCCCCGCAGAGUCAGCUCUGACUCUCGCCGAGGCAUACGGUAUGCGUGCUUGGAUUGAGGCCCUGCUGGACCCCGAGCCCAUCGCUAAGGGAACUCACGACCCCAACAAGAACAUUGCUACACCUCCGCGUUUCCUCCUUCCUACCUCGGAAGCCACCACUCUCCCUCCUCCAACAGAAACCACCUCUCGCCGCCGUACUCUUCGUUCUGCCUCACCUGCAAAGGCUCCUCCCACUCCCAGCCGCAAGAUCGCAACUCCCAGAAGGACCCGACGCGCAAAGCCUGCAACGUCGAGUGCGCUUGCCCCUACCGCUGAGAGCGCCGAGGAGUCUGCUGCACCAGAAACUUCGCUUGAGCCCGAGUCCGUCAAGUUCGACUCAAUAAUCGCUUCUAGCGAAGCAGCAGCAAAGGCAGACGCAGAAGCCGCACUUGCAGAUGAGAUCCCUGUGACCCUCAGUGCUCGCUCUGGCGACACAGUCCAAGUUGACAUUGAGACCACCACGGUGCCCGGUAUCAAUGGUGCUAGCCCCACUGAGAGUGUGCGUGCUGUAGUAAAUGUACCAGCCACCCACCCAGACCUUGCACAACCCAGCGAUCCUCAGGCUUACCUCGACAUGGCCAAGGAAUCUAUCGUUGCCGCACACAAGCUGACAGCUAGCCGCACUCCUGGCAAGAAGCGCAAGGCCCUCGAAGCAUUCGAAGAUGACGAUGAAUCCAUCUCUGUGUUCCCUGAGUUCGACACAGUCGGGUCAUCUGCUGCAGUCGCUCCUAUAGAGGUUGACGAGCGUCCGGCCAAGAGACAACGUUUCACCGAGAUUGAGCUUCGUAAGGAGAAGAUCAAGAAGAGAGCAACGUUGGGAAUUUUGACCACUAUGGCUAUNGGGUGUCGCGGUGCCGUUUUUGGGAACCUACUUCCAACUGCUUUGAGAUUGAUUUGUCCCAAGGAACAGUUGCCCUUGUGA